AUGAUUGGCUUCUCAGUUCCUAAGGUCAAACAAAACAAGGUGAGGCUGGGUCAGCACAGCCUGGAUGCUGAUGAAGACACUGACCAGGAUGUCCCUGUCCGAAAUUCCACCCCACACCCACUCUACAACAUGAGCCUCCGAAUGCCCACGUUUCUCAGCCCGGAUGCUGACAACAGCCACGACCUGAUGCUGCUUCAGCUGAGGGAGCCAGCCAACACCACAGAGGCUGUGAGGGUGACUGAGGAGCCCACUGAGGAGGCUAAGCUGGGGAGCCGCUGCCUGGCAUCCAGCUGGGGCAGCACCAGGCCAGAUAAGUCUCUAAGUGCAAAGAAGCUGCAGUGUGUGGACCUCAACCUCAUGUCCAGUGAUGUCUGUAAGGACGCCUAUUAACAGAGGGUGACAGAAUUCACACUGUGUGCUGGACACCAAGAAGGUGGCAAAGUCACCUGCAUGGUGAGCAGCCCCAAAACUGAGGUGUUUGCCACAGUCUCUCCUGCUGCAUUACCUCCAAACUACCCUUCUAGUGUCAGAGCUGGCCUUUCCCAGCCCCUGCUCACCCUUGGCUAUGAGAUGUCUAUCCUAGAAAAUGUUCUUGGGAAUGGGGCCAGGAGAUGA
Molecule: messenger RNA, 615 nt
Organism: Rattus rattus (black rat)
Lineage: Eukaryota; Metazoa; Chordata; Mammalia; Rodentia; Muridae
Product: kallikrein-2-like
Exons: 4
Biological process (GO): proteolysis
Molecular function (GO): serine-type endopeptidase activity
Source: RefSeq, a predicted model, not a curated record